GUUCGAGGAUUAAACACCGUAUUUAAGGUGUGUAAUACACGUACCUGUGUAGUAUUAUUACACAGUUUGGGGACUAAACACCGUAUUAAGGAUGGAACUACAAGAUGAGGUAGCAACAAACGAAACAAAAGCACGUAAAGCACGUGUAUUAGAAUAUGACGUAUCUGAUUGGCCACCGCUGCCGAUAUCUCUGGCUGUUGCAUUUCAGCAUUUGAUUGUCUGUAUCGGGGCUGUCGUUACCAUGACGUACAUGAUUUCCGAUGUUGUCUGCAUAUCGCCUAAUGAUCCCAUUCGUUCGAAAAUCUUCUGUUCAUCGUUAUUUAUGGUCGGCAUAGCAACAAUGACUCAAACUUUGAUAGGGAUAAGGCUUCCAGUCUUCCAAGGACCAUCUUUUACAUUUCUUCCUCCACUCCUAGCGAUGAAAACCAGUGGAGCGUGGGUAUGCCCACCACACAAUGCAGAAUUGGCUCAAAAUAUAACGUCGAACAUUUCUACAGAUCUAAUCCACUACGUAGACGAGGAAACGAAAUACACCAGGCUCAAUGAAUUACAGGGAAGUUUGCUUUUGGCUUCAAGCGUAGAGGUCCUGUUAGGAGCAACAGGCGCUGUCGGAAUACUUCAAAGAGUAAUUGGACCAAUCACAAUCUCCAUUACAGUCUUCCUCUUGGGUUACUCCCUAUAUCCCGUGUCCAUAUAUUACAGCAACAGCUAUUGGCCAAUUGCAAUUAUGAGUGCCAUCCUUGUGAUGGUGUUUGGUAUUUAUCUGGCGCACAUCAAAGUCACACUACCCAGAUGUUUCAGGCGAUCUAAGAAAAAGAGGGACACGGCGACCAAUGGCUAUUCCAUAUUCAAUGUGUUUGCGAUACCAAUCAGUAUCCUACUGACCUGGACUAUGUGCUUUGUGUUAACACGCCUUGAAGUUUUCCCAGUAGAUCCAACGGAAGCAGCGUAUCGGGCGAGGACAGACACAAGGACCGGCCUUAUAAGGUCGACACCCUGGUUUUAUUGGCCAUACCCCGGCCAGUUUGGAGCACCAAAAUUCAACAUAGGACUUUUUAUUGCAUUCAUUUCGGUGAGCAUCGCUUCCGCCAUGGAAUCCAUAGGGGAUUAUUUAGCUACUGGCAAAACGUGUGACGCACUUCCUGUUCCGGCACACGCAGUAAAUCGUGGAAUUUUGAUUGAAGGAUUAAUGAGUGUACUUUCGGCAAUCUUCGGUACAGGUCAUGCCACCACGUCAUAUACGAUAGGAGCUUCCAUUGCGGCUCUUACAAAGGUAGGCAGUCGAUAUGCAGUAUUUUUAUCCGGGGUCAUAGCAAUCAUUCUCGCAGUGUUUGUUAAGUUCGGAGCAGUUAUGUCAUCGAUGCCUGAUCCAAUCAUUGGCGGGAUAUCUUUAGUUUCCACGGGAAUCGUGAUGGGAUUAGGAAUAUCUUCUCUACAGACCGUAGACAUGGCAUCCUCUCGGAAUAUCUCGGUGGUCGGCAUGUCGAUUUUCGUACCUAUAAUUUGUUCCGAAACGCUUCACAGAUAUCCUGACAUGAUAAAUACGGGCUACUCUGAGGUCGACAAGGUGAUAGAAAUCGUAAUCGGGUUCCCUAUGAUUUUAGGGACGUUUAUUGCUCUUACGAUGGACAAUACAGUCAAAGGUACGCGGCAUUCUAGAGGUCUGUUAAUAGUGACGAGAGACGUCGCCAUCGAUGUAGAUGAAAACGAGGUCAACUCCUCAUGUACCGGAAAUGACGUAACAAGAAACCAUUUGUAUGAUAUACCAUAUUUGGACAUCUUUUGUAAACGCAGAUGCAAUGCAUUUCGACGCCUUCCAUUUAUUCAGAACUGAGUUCCCUUUGAUAAAUAGCAAUAGUAAGUAACAGAGUAUACAAGGCUGUUGAUUGACACCUAGCUACAUUAUCUACGAUCUACACAGAUUGAGUGAAGCAAGGCGAGUAUGGUGGUCAUGAGUUCCAAUACUGGCGAUCAUGAGAGAACAUCAUUAUAUAUUGCUAUUAAAACAUACACAAAAUAGUACCCCAACAUAAUAUUAUUAUUAUAUCGUAUUAUCACCAAGGAAAGAAAACCGACAGAAAGAUGCAUAUUGAAUAAAAUGUUAUAUGAUUUCUUGUUAUUUUGUUAUAGAUGUAGCAGAUUUGAAAUUUCUAAAAUAACAAUUAUAACAAAGCACUCAAAAU
This is a messenger RNA of Pecten maximus, 2183 nucleotides long. Its product is annotated as solute carrier family 23 member 2-like. Lineage: Eukaryota; Metazoa; Mollusca; Bivalvia; Pectinida; Pectinidae. Gene Ontology annotation, molecular function: transmembrane transporter activity. The transcript is spliced from 13 exons. Gene Ontology annotation, biological process: transmembrane transport. The coding region runs from base 92 to 1834 and encodes 580 amino acids. Gene Ontology annotation, cellular component: membrane. The record is from RefSeq and is a predicted model, not a curated record.